Messenger RNA from Pseudozyma flocculosa PF-1, 5373 nucleotides. RefSeq lists its product as uncharacterized. The record is from RefSeq and is a predicted model, not a curated record. Gene Ontology annotation, molecular function: zinc ion binding. NCBI's taxonomy places the organism in Eukaryota, Fungi, Basidiomycota, Ustilaginomycetes, Ustilaginales, Ustilaginaceae. Gene Ontology annotation, cellular component: endoplasmic reticulum membrane. The transcript has 3 exons. Bases 1 to 5373 code for a protein of 1790 amino acids.
AUGGACGACCCCGACGAGGGCGACUCGUGUCGCAUCUGCCGCUGCCCCGCAGAGCCCGACCAGCCCCUCUACCACCCGUGCAAGUGCGCCGGUUCGAUCCGCUUCUGCCACCAGGACUGCCUCGUCGAGUGGCUCAAGCACUCGCGCAAAAAGUACUGCGAGCUAUGCCACCACUCGUUCGUCUUCCACAAGCGCUACCGCAGCGACAUGCCCGCCGACGGCAGGCUCCCUUCCUACCUCUACCUCCGCAGAUCUCUCCGCCAGUCGGCCGACCUCGUCCUGCUCGCCGGCAGGGCCCUCCUCGUCGCAUUCACCUGGCUCGGCGUGCUCCCUCUCAUCAACAUCAACGUCUGGCGCUUCCUCUUCUGGUUCGCCGACGUCGCCGCCUGGCUCGCCGUGUCCGAGCUGAGCCCCCUGGGUCCAUUUGGACGAGGCGUCGAUGCGCCGGCACCCGCUUGGGCCUCGAGCGCAGCCGCCGGCCGCAACUCCACGUCUGCCCCGGUGGGCGCCGGCUCGAGCGCUCCCUCCGCCCACACCGCGAGCAGUGCAGGUCAGGCAGCGGGUCAUGGCUUUGCGCAGCUCCUCACCAAGCCCAAGCUCAAGGCCUUUGCCAAGUCGCUCGCCCAAGACUGUUUCGAGGGCCAGAUUGUGACGUGCGUCAUCGUCGUCGCCUUUGUCGCCAUCUUCCUGCUGCGCGAGUGGAUCCUGCAGAACGCACCGCAGCAGCUCGACGCCAUCGCCCCGCAGGUCGGAGGCGGCCUUGAUCAGGGCGGCAGGGUCCCUGGUCCGCCAGAUCCGCGCAGAGCGGCCGCGCUGACCGCUCGGGCCCAGCAGCUUGAAAGGGAUCUGACAGCAGUCGAGGCCGAGCAGAUCGCGGUGGAGCAAAUGCCGAACGAUACCCUCGAGGCCCGCAGAGCGGCGCAGGCCAGGGCCGGGCACGUAUGCCUCCGACUUGCGCAGAUUUCCGAGGACGUCGACGAGGUCGUAGACGAACUGAACGCGCUCCUGGGCAGGCCGCGCGACGAGGAGCAGAGGCAGCUGCGAGCCAGGCGAGUGGCACAUCUGCGAAGCUAUAGCCAGCGGAUCGAGCGCAUGGACCGGCUCGAAGCCGACAUGGACCGGCUCGAAGCCGAGCAACAGGCGUUGGAGCGCAUGCCGCUAGGCACCGUCGAGGAGAUCGGUCGUGCGCUAGCCGCUCAGGCCGCACUUGGCCUCGAGCUGCAGCGGAUCAAGAACGAUAACCGCGAGCUGCGGGCCGAGCACGAUGCGCGGUUGCUGGCUGCGCGGGCGACAUUAGCCCAGAGCACAUCGGGAGGGCCCGCAUCCGACUCCAACCCUGCUGGCGAAGGUGGCGCUGUUCCCGAGGGCACGGAAUCCGGAGAGGAACAGCCAAAGACGGCCGAGGAGCUUCGUCGCAUCCGGCUGCGGCGCUUCGAGCCGACCGCGGCGCCUGGGCCCGCAACGCCAGCCUUGACUAGCGUCGAUGCCAAGGUAGAGGGGGUGGCCGGACCGGGAUUCCGCUUCGACUUUGACACCGCCGAGGUCGAGGACGACAGCUCCAGCGGACGCAAGGCAGCGGCUGCUCCUCUGGCGCCCGAGGAGCGUGCCAGCCAUCCUGCUGCGGUCGACGCAGGCGGAUCGCCGAGCUGGCCAUCGUGGGGCGGCUCGACCGAGUCGUCGACGCCGAGCCGGAACAGCAUCAUCAUGACCGACGGCAACGCCGCAUCGCUGUCCGUCCCCAGCUGGCAGGAGGGGUCGAGCUCGCAGGCCAGCCCGCCGGCAGAGGCAGAUGUCGACGGCCUAAAUGGCUCGGCUUCUCUGGGUCCAUCGGCGCCCCGAGCGGACAAAGGCAAGGCUCGUGCGCUCGACGAUGAUGCCGCCGAUGGGCAGGCGGAGGAAUCGACUGCCGAGGUGAAAGGAGCAGCGGACGCUGCAGUCUCGGCGGAGGCAGUCGAGGCAGCCCCGGACGGUGCGCCGAAUACAGCGUCGGGCUCAAGCCCGACCGGCGCAAAGAGCGGAUUGGAGUCAACUGCCGCCUUGGAUGCCAAAGCAUCGACGAUGGAGGCGACACGCAAGGUCGAGCCGGCCGCCGCCGGGACAGGCGAAGGCCAACAGGGCAAAACGGCCGCAACCAAAAGCUCGGAGCCCGAUGUCGCAGCAACAUCCGACGACGCCGCGGUGGCGCAGGAGGGCGAGGCGGGGAGCACCGAGCAUGUCGACACCCAGACCGCCGUCGCCACUCCCGAUGCGGCCGUGCCCGGUCCGCAGACCACGCCUGUUGCCGCAGCUGCCGACGCCGCCGCCGAGGGCGACUCUGUCGAGGGGGGCAUGCCCGAGACCGUCGCCGCCGACGAUGACGACCCAGUCGAGGUGGCGCUGCGCCAGGCUGCCGCCAACGCCGCCGCCAACGCCAACAUCGUCGCCAUCGCCGAUGCCGAGGUCCGACCUCGCGCCAACGCCGAAGUCCAACCCCGUGCCAAUGCCAACGCCGGCGCCGACGACGACACCGACGACGACGACAACGACGACGAAGACGACCUGGAUGACGCGGCGGACGACGACAACGUGGGCCUCUUUCUCGACGAGGAGAUCGACUCGUUCAUGGAAGCGCUGGGCAUGCGCGGGCCCAUGUUUGCGCUGGUGCAGAACCUGCUCCUGAUGGUGGUGGUGUGCAACUUUGCCAUCCUCUUUUUCGUGGCGGUGCCCUUCUUUGUCGGCAAGGUGCUUGGGCCCGGCACGCGCCUGCUGACGCUCGCCGCGCUGCCCGUCAAGCUGCUGCGGCACGUCACCGACCCCGUGUUUGACGCCAUCAUCCGACUCGCCAGCCAGCACGUCUGGCCGUGGCUGUCGAGCCUGCGUUCGGCGGCGUCAUCGUCGUCGUCGUUGGCGAGUGCGACCGGCGGCAGCCCCGCGUCGACGAGCGCGCUGAGGUUCCUCUGGGGCCACAGUGACAGCGGCAGCACCGCCGCGACGAGCUCAGGACAGGGAUGGCUCGGCUCGGUGGUCCAGCGCCUCUGCAGCACUCCCGUCGCUCCGAGCGACGUUGCCGCCAUCCUCCACCGCUACCAGGCGGACGUCAAGAUCGCGCUGCGUGCCGGCGCCGCGUGGCCGCUCGAGGCUCUCGGCACGCUCUUCUGGGAUGCGGUGCAGAAGGUCGACCUCAAGACGAUGAGCUCGUCGAGCUCGGACCGUGCGCUCUGCGUGGGGCUCGGCCACGCCUACUGCCUGGCGGCGCUCGGCAUCUACAAGCGGGUCGCCAGGCCAGGCGCCUCCUCGCCACUGCAACAGCAGCACCUGCAACAGCAGCACCUGCAACAGCAGCCGGCGGCCGAGGAGCCUGCGUUGCGGCUGAUUGUCGACCAGCUGCUGCUGAUCCUCAAGGUCGUGGGCUUCCUCUUCGUCGAGCUCGUCUUUUUCCCGCUCGGCUGCGGCCUGCUGCUCGACGUCUGCCUGAUGCCCCUCUUUGGCGAUCCGACGCCGUCGGGCUGGCUCGAGCGGGCCCGCUUCGCUCCGUUCGCCUUUGGCUUCACCCGCUGGAUGGGCGGCACCGUCUACAUGUUUCUGUUCGCGCAGUACGUGCACACGACGCGCGGCGUGCUGCGCCCGGGCGUGCUGUGCUGGAUCCGCGACCCCAACGACCCGGGCUUCCACCCGAUCAAGGACAUCCUCAGCAAGCCCACGCUCACCCAGCUGCGCAAGAUCGGCGCCUCGGCCGUCAUGUACGCCGGCAUUCUCGUGGCGUCGGUGGGCUUCAACACCUACUUUCUGCGCUACGCCCUCGGCUCCACGGGCGUCCUGCCGCUGCGCUGGAAGCCGCUCGAGCCGCUGAGCGAGGUGCCGUUUGACCUGCUGGCCGUCCACCUCGUGGUGCCCUGGCUCGGCGCGAAGCUCGACGGCGAGGCGGCCUUCAGCGGCGCGCUGCGGUGGUGGUGGACGUCGGCGGCGCGCGCGAUGCGCCUCAGCACCUACCUCGUGGGCGGCGACCAUCCCGAGGAGCGGGGACACCACGUGGCCAGGACGUGGACCGCCUGGCUGCUGCAGAGGCGGGCCAACAGGAUCGGCGUGGCGGCCAUGGCCACUGUGGCGGCCCAGCGUGGCUUCGUGCCGGGCGACGACAAGGGCGACGGUGCGGGCGACGGGCAGCUCUUUGGCCAACCUCCCGUCAUCGACCGGCAGGCCGGGGUCGACUUUUACCUCGACGGCGGCUACUGCCGGGUGCCGGGCGACGACAAGGCCGUCACCACCGGCCCGCUCAUCAUCCCGGUCAAGCCCGACGGCAGCGCGCUCGACGAACGCGGCGCCGAGGCCAUCCACCAGCAGGAAGAGGCGGCGCGCGGCAAGACGCCCAAGCCGAGCUACGUGACGCUCUAUAUGCCGCCGCACUUCCGCCCGCACGACUUCUACGCCUUCUGCCUCGGCUCGGCCGCCGUCGUCGCACCCAUUUGGCUGGCGAGAGGAAUGUGCCGGCUGUACCGGCGUGCCAAGCUCCGCGCCGCGGCGGCCGACUCGCAGCCCAAGGCGUCGAGGCCGCUCGCGUUUGUCGCCGUCAGCCUGGCAAGGAGGACGGCGAGGCUGGGUCGCGUGGCCGUGCUAGGGCUCGGGCUGGGCGUCGUUGUGCCCCUGAUGGUGGGCAUGACGAUCAACCAAUAUCUCAUUGUGCCGCUACGCUUUGCGCGGGAUGCGGUGCCCGAGGUCGAUGUGUGGCAGACGUGGGCGCUCGGCCUGGUCGAGUGCAAGCUGGCGCUCAAGGCGCUCGAGUCGCGGCCCGCGCCCGCCUGGCGGCCGCUAAAGAGGGUCGUCGACGGCUACAACUCGGUCCGAGCCGGCGGACUGCGCCGCCCCGCCAUUGUGCGCGCCUACCGCGACGUCGUGCUGCCCAUCGCGGGCGGCUGCCAGAUGCUGCUGCUGCUGCCGGUCCUUGUGGCGGACGUGGCGUUGCGCUUGUUGGCGUACGCAGGGCAGCAGCGCAGGGGUGCGGGUGCCGCGCCCGUCGAACGCACUGCGGCAGAGGAGCAGGCGGCGCUGCGCAUCGUCUACGGCGUCGUGUUGUGCCUGUUUGCGGCGAUCCAGGCGCGCAACGCCGUCCGGCGGCGGAUGGCGGCGUGGACCGACGUGCUCAAGGACGAGGAGUUUCUCGAGUCGACCGAGCUCAAAAAUUACCAGCCGCCCGCGUUUACCGCGCGCCAGGCGCGCGCCUGGGACCGGGACAGCGUGGCCAGGGCGUCGGAUUCGCCGUCACCUUCGUCGUCGCCAUCGUCGUCGGCGCCACCAUCGCCGCAGCUCGACGCAGCCGACGCGGACGCCUCCGCCUCGGCACCGGGCGGCAGCCAGUAUGAGGCCGAGGGCCCGCUGCCGGACGUGCUGCUCCGUUGA